Cuscuta campestris is the source of this 2307-nucleotide messenger RNA. The record is from the annotation of a GenBank genome assembly. Lineage: Eukaryota; Viridiplantae; Streptophyta; Magnoliopsida; Solanales; Convolvulaceae.
UGCUAAUUCCCAAGGUUCGCACUUGUAGAGAUCGACAUCGGGGAUGAUAUCAAGCUCAAUUUCAAGGCCAUGAAUCUUCCUCUUGAGCCUUCCUCCUUGAUCUUUAUUCUCUCUCGCCAUGAAGAAGACAAUCUCCAAGGUUUCCAAGAUCUUCAACGGCAGUAAGAAAUCCAAGGAGGACGAGAAUGUUUCCUCCAUCACUCCUGCGCAGUUGGGGGAGAUGAGGGGAGUCAUUCCUCCUGAUUAUGGCGUCCAGGAAGCCACGGGUACUACUUUGGAGUGUAAUCCUGGCAUCUCCCGCCGAUUGGUCGUCCACUACGACUCGGUUAGGAUGGGAUGUCGUUUUCCUCUUCAUCCCCUCUUGAUUGAACUUUGCAACCGCUACGCCAUUCCUCCCGGCCAGAUUUCCUCCAACUCCCACGAAAGUCUUUUUGGCUUCUUGGCGCGGUGUCACAAGAGAGGCAUCAAACCCACUCUGAAGCUCUUCCUCUCUUUCUUCCGUCCACACAAGUACGACAGUGAGUUGGGCCGGGGGUACGUGAGUUUCACAGCCCGGACCGAUAUGCAGUUUUUGGACAGCCCUGUUGACAAGCUUGAUGACUGGUUCCGCCGCUUCUUUGUGGUGGUAGUCCCGGAGAACCUCCCCUUCCCUGUGUGGCGAAAGAAGGAAGACAAAUUUCCUUCUCAUACUUUUCCUCCGCGUGACUCGGAGCUUGAUGGGAUCUACCGUCUCCUUCUCAAGAACGGUUAUCCGGUUCCCAGGGCGCUUCUCUUCAAGGAUUCAAACCUCCGGGGUCUCGGAUACUGGGUGUCUCCCGAUACUCCUCUUCAAGAUCCGUCAGGAAACACAACUUCCUCUUGGGUUCCUCCUUUCAGGAGCACCCGACUCUGCCGGCGAUCUUCUCGAAGGGAUCCUUCCCCGGAGGAGGACACCGAGGGCGAAGAGACUGGGUCCGUGACUGGGACCCAACCUAUGCUACUUGCCGACCGCCCUCAUCUUUUGGAAGAGGUGGUGGUCGAGGAAGUCUCUGACGACGACGGCCUCUACGACUUCCCUCCGGGGACCUUGAGGGGGUCCGGUCUUAUCCCCGAGUCAGCGGCGGAGAGCAUUUUUGGGACGCCCCUUGGCCAGGGCGGUGUUCCUCUCCCUGGAGCAAAUAUCCAUCGGUCCUUUAGGGAGACGGAGGAAAAAAUUCGGUCCUCCAGUUUUGGGAAGGUUAUUGUCCCAUCCUCCGUCCAUCCCACUGCUGUUCCUGAUCCAUCAACUCAAGAGACCGGGUCUUCUUCUUCUUCCCAGGCCCAUCACAAGAGGGGCCAGAAUUCCACUCCUCUUCCAGGCUCUUUGGUGUCCGCCGGUCCUUCCAUGGGGACCGCUGAUCACUUCUUUGGGACCGCUGGUGAUGGGUCUCCUACCGGGCAAGGGAGUCAGCCCUUUCCCUAUGCCCGGGAGGCCUAUCAGUUCACAAGGUACACGGCUUGGGUUGGACGGGAUUUCAACAGCAAGCUUCAAGAAAUACAACAGCUUAAGAGGGACCAUCCAGAUGUGAUUCACAGCCCCGUUUGGCCGUUUAUGCAGGAGGAGUAUACUCGUAUGCGCCACUCUCUUCGCCUGUUGGACCGCAAUGCUGCUUUAUCAAAGGAGCUGCGGGAUUUCAAAUCUCGGCACUCUAUUUGUGUCGAGCGCCCGGAAUACGAUCGGGUUUUGUCGGAGAACGACCAGCUCUACUCUGACCGCGAGCGGCUUUCGGCCAAGGUUGGACAGCGUGAGGAAUCUCUGAGGAGGGACUUGGAACGGCAAACCAGAGAGCGUGAAUUGCAAGUUCGAGAGGAGGCCGAACUUCACCGGAAGAGAUUCGAGGAGGAGUUGGAGCGAACGUGGCGUCGCCGAUCCGAAGAAGAGGCAAGGAAGGCGGCGGAAGAGGUUGAGCAGAGGUGGCGUCUCCAGCAUGAAGAAACCGAACGUCGACUUUCUCAAGGGGUUGACGAGCUAAACCUAACCCUUAUGGAGGAGAGGCGUUCAGCUCGGAGUUCCCUUGACGAGGCCCGCCGCUCACUUGAGAACGAGCGUCUCACAUAUGAGGGACAUAUGGCUCGAAUGGAGGCCGAUCGCAUCUCAGAUUAUGGCAGGGGGUUCUAUCGUGGAGGAUUGGAAGUCCAACAGAAGUUUUAUCAUGGUCUGGAGCCCUAUUCCGAUGGGCAGGAUCCUUGGCUGAAGUUCCUAGGCAUCCCUGGACCCAUGGGACCAGAACCCUCUUUUCUCCACUCCCCUCCCCCAUCUUGAAUUAUUGCAAUUUGUUUAGGAACGGU